AUGGUCAUUCCAGGCGCCGAGUAUCCGCCUCCAUCUUGCCGGCAAACGAGGACUCAGCGCCAGGGCUGCGUGCAGGAGAAUCUUUGCCCGGUCAGCUGUGCAGCUCUGCGGCGGACUAUGAGUCCCAAGCCAGUGCACGCAGCGCUGCUGAACGCCCACUCAAUCUUGAACAAGAUGUUUGUCUUAAAUGACUUAAUUUCCUCCCAGAAAUUGGAUCUGUUCAUGCUCACAGAGACCUGGCUAAAGCCAGGUGACAACAGUGCUUUCUCUGAGCUCCUCCCCUCUGGUUACUCUUUCCUGAGUGCGCCCGUACAACGAGCCAUGGAGGCGGCAUUCGAUACAGUGGACCACUCCAUCCUCCUGAACCGUCUAGCCCAGCAGGUGGGCUUUCAGGGUCCCGUGUUGCAGUGGUUCAAGUCCUGUUUAACGGAGAGGCACUUCUCUGUUUUCAUCAAUGGCCACUCCUCUUCUACCGCCCGACUGUCUUCUGGUGUCCCGCAAGGCUCCAUUUUGGGCCCAAACCAGCUGCUGAGACGAGGUCUGUCUGACAUUCUGGAUCAGAUCCUUGUCCACUCUGGAGAUGACCAGCUCAUCAUCCUCGCUGACAUGUGGGAGCAGUUCUUCACAGAGAUCCUUCCAACUCUGCAGGCCAUCUUCUACCCUGUGCAGGGUCAGGAGCUGACGGUGAGACAGAUGGCCCUGCUGGCCUUCAGGGACCUGGUACUGCUGAAGCUCCACCUGCAGGAAACUCUGGGAGCUGCAGCCCGUGUCCCCCCACACAUUAUACAGAUGUUGCUGGUUCUGCAGGGCGUCCACGAGUCCAGCGGCCCCAGUUUAGAGUACCACCAGCUGGAGCGUCUGCUGGAGCUUGUCGUGUCUCCGUAUCUCAGCAACGUUCUGCACAGCAAAAACCAGCUCCUGCUCGAGUCUCGUUGUCUUCGCACAUCAGUGGCGUUGCUAGGCAACCAGGCCCCGCUGGAGAUCACCGUCACACAGCAUCACAACGACCAGUCCUCGCUGGCGCCCCUAGUGGAGCAGGACGGGGAAGCCUAUCUGGAGAAGAGCGGUGGGCUGAGGCGCCACACGGUGGCCAACAUGCACUCUGACGUCCGGCUGCUGUCGCUGUCAGCCAGGAUGCAUGCUGGGACAGAGGAAACCUGUGACGUGGAAGUGAGCGACGGUGCCAAGAGAUUUUUGUUGGUGGAGGGAACAAUUAGCUCAAGGCCAUUUUCCAGCCAAGCAGACAUUUUGGAGUCUCCGCGGAGUGUAGCAGUGGGCGGGGUCACCCACUUUUCUCUGAGCUAAAGCAUGUGGAGACGACGGAUGCGUGUUUGACCUGACAGGAAAUGAUGGGUGGGCAAGGACGCCAACCCAAAACAGGAAGUGCAUAAUGAUUUGUAUUUUUUUAAGGUGAUGACAGAACGUGAGAUAAACUGAAUGACAGCGACGGUAUGAAUGUCAAAACAUCUUCAACUACCAGGAGCUGGUCACCGGUCAGAGCUGGUUAGAGCUGGUUGUAGGCCCUGAUCGGUACUUAAAGCUGGUCACGGCUGGUUAUAUUGCUGGUUAUAGCUAGUAAUAGCUGCCAGAGCUAGUCCUCCAAGGUGACAGCUGGUUUUAUAUAUAAUGGCUGAGUGGAUCCUUGUCAUUUGAUUGGUGGCUUGUAUGUCAGGUGACAUGGAUUAUUUGUACCAUUUGUCGCUGUGUUUCAAUAGUUCGUUUUUAGUGUGUAAUUUUGGUGCUAUAUGAAAUCUGCUGUUGCACGUCCCGACCACUGCACGCACUCACACUACUGGGGGUGACGUUUAGCUAAACAUGGCGGGGUUUGUUUUGCUGAUGGACGACAGUUUGAAGGAGUUAACUGACGCUGAUAAUUCUUCUAAAGCUGGGCUUACACUGUGCAAGUUUUGGCCCUUUUUCAGACGAUUUGGAUCGCGCCGAGUUUCAGCUUAAUCGCGCGUCCUGCAUCGUGUCGUAUACAUGGAGUAAUGAGCUGCGUUUAACAUCUCACGACCACCUCCUGAUCGGCGAUCGUAUGGUCGGAUAAAAAUCAAACCGGUUUGAUAUUCAGGUCGGCCGUUGUGAGGGUAUUCCACUGCUGAAGAGCUACAAGCGUUGGCACGCUGAU
Thalassophryne amazonica is the source of this 2128-nucleotide messenger RNA. Its product is annotated as proline-rich protein 5-like. Lineage: Eukaryota; Metazoa; Chordata; Actinopteri; Batrachoidiformes; Batrachoididae. The record is from RefSeq and is a predicted model, not a curated record. Bases 1 to 1305 code for a protein of 434 amino acids. Gene Ontology annotation, biological process: TORC2 signaling. The transcript is spliced from 7 exons. Gene Ontology annotation, cellular component: TORC2 complex.